Messenger RNA from Entrophospora candida, 384 nucleotides. The record is from the annotation of a GenBank genome assembly. Lineage: Eukaryota; Fungi; Glomeromycota; Glomeromycetes; Entrophosporales; Entrophosporaceae.
AUGCCUACAGUAAAUGCAUAUGCUUUAGCAACAGUUUUUUUUGUCGCUUCUUAUUUUUUUAACUGGCAUGCCUUAUUAUCAACAGAUUGGUUGGUUUUGGACAUACCACCAUUUAAUAAACGAAUGAGCUAUGGAUUAUUCCAGGUGUGUACAAAUCUUUUGAUCAAUGAGUGUAGACCAUUUCCAUCAACAAGUUACAGAGAUUGCGAAGAAAAAUAUUUUUGUGAAGAAUGGAUUCUAUCAUCUAGUCUUAUGGUAGCAGCGUCAGCUAUAGGAGGACUAACGUUGCUUUAUUUAAUGUUUGUAUUAAUUGGUGGUAGAUAUGCAAGGGAAACAUCUUGGAUUGACUGGACUGUUGGUAGUAAUAGUCGAUAUGGAUAUUAG